Molecule: messenger RNA, 4440 nt
Organism: Chenopodium quinoa (quinoa)
Lineage: Eukaryota; Viridiplantae; Streptophyta; Magnoliopsida; Caryophyllales; Amaranthaceae
Exons: 2
Coding region: 2108-2494 (128 amino acids)
Source: RefSeq, a predicted model, not a curated record
UACCCGACCCGACUGACCCGUCCCGCUGUCCCGAUGACCCGACUUGAUUUAGUCAAGUAUUUUUUUUUCAUUUUUCCGAAAUUCACGGGUCGGGUACCCGACCCAAGAAAAUAGCAUAUUUUUGGGUCGGGUCAUGGGUCGGCUUAUGAGAAAAGCGGGUACCCGCUGACCCGAAUAUAUAUACUGUAUUUUUUUUCAGCAGCUCUUUUCUAGUUUUAGGGUUUAUAUUAUUUUCACUUUUAUUCUCUUUCCUCCUACAAUACAACCGCCACUUUCCUCCUUUUUCUUUAGUUCUCAAUUUCUCACAACUCUAUUAUCUCUCCUUCAUCUUAUUCUUAGAUUAAAGAGUUAUUAUCUCAAAACUCUUUAAUUUCACCUGCUUCUCACAAAUCAAUUACUUGCUUAAUUACUUGAUUGCCAGCAAGAUGUCAUACGAAAAAGUCCUAAACUAAGAAGGAAAUUAAUUGCUUUAUCUCUGUUAUAGUGUUAUCUAUAUAUAGAUCAAGGCAUCAGCGGUGAGCAUUAAAUUGUAAUGAAUUCGUGAGGGUAUACACGACGCAUGCAGUGGUGGUGCUUCCAAGUGCGACUGUGUUUUCAGAAUUCAAAUCUCCUGCUUUGGUUAUAUCAGUUUUGUUUUUGUUUUGUUUUUAUAUAAUUAUAACUGUAUGUUUUUUAUGUGUGAAACAUGUUUGGGAUUUUUGGUUCCUAAAUUAAAGAAUAUACGAAGUAUUUGAUUUUUUUGGGGGAAUCUUGUUGUUGAUUACUCAAAUAGUCGAAUGAGCUUGUUAUGAAUUUUGAGUAUUUGAGUAUAAUUUUCUUUACAAUUAGUUGUCAAAUUCAAUUUAUGUUUGAUUGAGUAAUAGAUCUAAUAAUUGGAGUAAUUAUAGAAAACUUUUUCUUUACAAUUUCAUUUACGGCUUUUUAUGACUAUAAUCUUAAUCCUCAAAGAGAAAAGUGAGUUCGUUUUCAAUUUUAAAAUCGGGUACCCAUUGACCCGAUCCGAGAAAAUCGGGUACCCGAAACCCGAGUACCUGAUUUUCUCGGGUCGGGACAUGGGACGAGUUUCCAACUACCCGAAGAUUCGGGUACCCAGAUGUUCGGGUACCCGGAUUUGAACACCCCUACGCGCAAUGCGCCAUAAAAUGUUAGCUGACGCUGUCAAGGCUAAUCCCCCUGACGUGUCUCUUGUUAGCCCUAUUCCCCAUGUUCAUCCUUUAAACAGUUUUUCUUGGCUUGAUAACAUGGCUGACGUGCAUCGGUUUGACCAUUGUGUAGUGCGAGGUGGCAGCACUAAGACUCCAUCACGGUCUCCUUCUUCAGCUGUUCAAUCGGGCAGGAUGACUGAGUCUCCUAGUAACCGCUCCUAUUAUGAUUGUCAUCCCACUUACGUUGUGGAGCCCGUAGAGGAGGGCAUAAUCGAGUUUUUUCUUGAUGACAAAUGUUAUGGGCCUAAAAAUUGUGUGCAGGAUGCUAAGAGGCUGAACCUGGCUGUUGUUGGGCAGAAAUUCUAUGGUUUUGGGGAGGGUUACGAGCUGGUUCUCCCUGGUGAUGGUGCAAAGCUAUCAGCUCCUCCUGCUGGUCAUAUUACUGUGUUCGCUUCACAGCUGGAUUUGGGCUUGAGGUUCCCUCUGGACCCCACCCUGGAGAAGUUGUUACGUGCCUUCAAUAUCUGCAUAUCUCUGGUGCAUCCUACUUCCCUUCAUACUUUGAUCUGUUUGCUAUGGUUUUUGAGGUUUUGAAGGUAUCUUGAGUCCCUGCAUCUGUUCAAGUCUUUGAUGAGCUUGAAGAGAUCUGCUUCUGGGACUGAGUCAGGUUGGUAUUAUGUUGCUCCUAAGGAGAGCAGGGUCUUGUCCUACCCAAAACUUGGCCGUUUCAGGGACUGGACUGCAAAUUUUUCUGGGUGAAGGUGCCUUAUAAUUUUGCUGCACCGCGCAACUUUAGAGUGAUCCACACUAACAUGGCUGGAGUUGCCGUCUCCCCUUCUGAGCCUGCCUGUGAGGCAGAGGCUUUUGAGGCUCUACAGGGAGCGGGGACUGUUGACUCUAAGUUCCCCAAGAUCAGGUUGCCCAACUCCAUAUAAAUUGUGGGCAACGAGCAGCUCUCUGCUAUGCGUUUGUGCCAUACGCAUGAGUCUGGCUACAACAAGUUGGACAAACGCAUGCUUGGGCUAGCUGAUAAUUGGAAGGACCCUUUGACUGCUACUCCUAAAAAUCCCCCUCAGCUCUUUGACAUGCUGGAGGUGUUUGCGGGCUCUCUGAAGGGUGAAGUGCGUCUGGCUCCUGCUGAGCUGCGGGCUGUUGUUGGCACUACAACUACUGCUGAGCGUGCUGGGUCCAGCUGCGUUGAAGCUGAGCCUUCAUCCUCUACUGUUGGGAGUAGGCGUGAGACACGGCCUGCCCCUCAAAGGGCGGCUUCAGAAUUUGAGGCGUUAGUGGCGCCUGAUGCUUCUCUUGAGAAGCAGUCUAUCGCGGCUUCCAGCCGGGUGGCACCUUAGAUUUCUGCUGCCAAAAGACAAUGUGAUCAAGCUUCUGAUGAUCCAAAAACUACUGCUGUGAUUUUGCUGAUAGUGUUCUCCAGUUUCCCCCUGAGGGGGCUAAGACCACUACUGUGGGUGAAAAACCCAUUUCUUCUGCUGAGCAUGUUCUGCUCUUUCCUUCUACUGUUGAUGAUGCCACUGCUGCGAAGGAUAUUUAUGUCCCUUCUGUUACAGCUACUAACUUCAAGCUCUCUGACGAGACUAUCAUGGAGCUUUCCAGAUUUUCGCCACGUCCCUCCAAGUUGAGGAGGCGGCUUCAAAGCGCUUCAAGAGGUGGGUUCUCCCGGGUAGGGGGUUCUCACUAGCAGGAUCGUCCAGUUAUUGACUUGGAAGAUGAUCCAAUGUCCCCUGCCCCUGCUAGAGAUGAGCCUGAAGCGAAAAAGGCUCGCACCUCUCCUGGUCCUGAUCCUCUUGCAUCUACAUCUGCCAACACUGGGCUUCCAGGUUGGAAUGGUGAUAGGGGAUGGACACUUAGAAUUCCAGUGAACUUAACCGUUGUGUUCACCAAUUCUUGAGUGAUGCUUUUGAGAACCCUCUGUCUGCUACCUCAAUUUCUGCUGGAGGAACUUUCCGCCCUACUGGGCUAAUGAGUUUUCUGAGGUUCCCAUUGAUGUCCAUCUUCUCCCUAUACUCUGUCCAGCUGGAGCUGAGAAUGCUCCCUUUCGGCCCCUGAUGAAUGUGAGGGCUGACGAGUCUUUGUUUGUGGACAACCCUCAAAAGGGUGGUACUUUGAGGUACCGUUUGACUCAAGGAGUUCGUUUGCCCGCUUACUCUACGCACGACUCUGUUAGUCUUCCCGCUGCUACGGCUUAUCAUAACUUGCAGAAGGUUAGUUUCUGCUUCUGCCUUUUCUUCUUUUUUUUAUCUCCUCGUUACUGCCUUGUUUUAUAAUGCUUUUGGCUUAUUUCUACCUUGGUUUACUCCUUUCCUUUUUUGUCUUUUGUGCAGCUUGUCAGGUCUGUUGGAGAUUUAUCCAAUGCCUUGCUGUUAGUGGAGAAGGAGUAUCAGAAUCAAGGCAUUAUUCUUUCUAAGAAGAAUUUGGAGGUCUAGCAGGCUCAGGCUGAGAGGAAUGCUAUGGCCAAUAAGGUGACUCCUCUGAGGGAGAGGGCGGACGCCCUACAGCUCUAGUUGGGAGAAUUUCAGCUCACUCAGACCAAGUUGAAGAGCUGCGAGGAGUAGUUGGGGACCUCUCAGGCCAGGGUGCAGAUGCUGGAGGCAGAGAUUGCAAAUCUACAAGCUGGACACAUAACCGAACUGGAAGCUGCUAGGAAAGAGGCACUCAAAUCUUUUGCGCUCUCCCCUGUUUUUUCUAAGCUAUUGGCUGAUCGCCGUGAUGGUGGAUGGGAGGUUGCGGCUCGGUGCGUUAGCAGCUAGUAUGGUGAAGGUGAGGAGAAGCAGGCUCGUUUCAACGCUUUCUGGGCUAAGGUUGAGACUGCAGGCGAGGCUGGUUUGUUUGAUCUCCCUGAUGAUCACCCCCGUGCUGCCGGCUGCAAGAUUCCCAACCAAGCUGUGUUGAACUUGGAAGUUCUUCUCUACCCUGACGUUGCUGCGGCUAUUGGAGUGGAGUCCUUGGCUGAUGAUCAAUAAAGGUUAUGGCGGCUGUCACCUUCUUACUCUAGUGGUUCCUCUGAGUUUCCCUUACCCAGGAUCUAUUAUAACUUGGUAAUUUUUGUUACUAUCUUUGGGGUGUAUAGUCACCAAAGAUUAUGUUUCCUUGUGUCUUCUUAGAAUACUUUGUUUUUCAUUGUUGGGUCUGCCUAGCUUAACUUGAAUUUGUGUUUUCUUGACCUUACUUGCUCAGUGUUUCCUUGUCUUGGUGGGCGAGGGCUCAGCUUUGUCUAUAUUGUAACUGACCUGCUGAAUGUUUACUCUGCCCUGGUGGGCAGGGGUUCAGCUUUAUAUUG